AUGGAUGAGAAGAAGCACGGCCCGAGCUUCAGCAUGGACACAUUGAAGGACCCAGAGAAGCUGAAGGCCUACAUGAUGAAGUACUCCCAAAGCGAGGCCUUCAAGAUUUGGGCCGGCUUUGCCGUCAUCGCGUUUAUUGUCUUCAUGUUGGUGUCCAGCGGUGACUUCUCAUUCCUCUUGACCCUCUCGUCCCUGCUUAGCACAUUCAGCUUUUUGAUGGUGGCCUUGAAGAUGGAAAUCGGACGAUCCUGCAAAGGAGUCUCCCUGAAAAUGAUGGAGUGCUACUUGGUGAUUUUCUUCUUUCGGCUUUGUGCAAUCAUCCCCUUCGAAGGCUACCUGCCAUUUGACAAGUCUGGUGACUGGUUCUACCAGACAUGCGAAGCCCUGGGCUUCUGCCUCGCUGGAACCAUGGUGUACUUCUGCCGCGUGAAGUAUGCGGCCAGCUACAACCCCGAGACGGACACCUUCCAGCACCUGUACCUGGGUGUUGGGGCCUUGGGUUUGUCCUUGAUCUUCCAUCCGAACUUGAACGGCUUCCUCCCCUCGGACAUCGGCUGGGCCUUUGCGCUGUACCUGGAGUCAGUGGCCGUCUUGUGCCAGCUUUUUAUGUUCAUGAAGGAGGGCCGCGCCCAGGAGCACACUUCCCACUUCCUUGCGGCACAGGCCUUGGCGAAGGUGAUGUCCUUCAUCUUUUGGGCUUCCUCCUUCAGCGAGCUGUCAGACCCAAACCAUCACAUCAAGGCCUUCGUUGGCAAUUGGGUCGUGUGCGCGCAGCUCGUCCAGCUGCUGAUCAUGGGUGACUUCAUUUAUCACUACAUGCGAUGCAUUCAGCAAGGCAUCCCCGUCUCACAGCUCCUGUCGUCGGAUGCUGUGUGA
This is a messenger RNA of Symbiodinium natans, 876 nucleotides long. NCBI's taxonomy places the organism in Eukaryota, Dinophyceae, Suessiales, Symbiodiniaceae. The record is from the annotation of a GenBank genome assembly.